Messenger RNA from Boleophthalmus pectinirostris (great blue-spotted mudskipper), 2640 nucleotides. RefSeq names its product somatostatin receptor type 5. Gene Ontology annotation, cellular component: membrane. Bases 147 to 1235 code for a protein of 362 amino acids. Gene Ontology annotation, molecular function: G protein-coupled receptor activity. Lineage: Eukaryota; Metazoa; Chordata; Actinopteri; Gobiiformes; Gobiidae. The transcript has 4 exons. Gene Ontology annotation, biological process: G protein-coupled receptor signaling pathway. The record is from RefSeq and is a predicted model, not a curated record.
CUUCAGUCUCUUCACUCUGCUUCAGCUGAAAGAGUUCAGAGCCAUUCCCAGGAGCACACUGCAUACACAAUGCUGGGCUGUUUGUUACCUGGUCUCUGGAGAGCUAAGGGGAGAGAGGCCAGCCCCACUGAAUCAUCAGCUUCACCAUGCCUGCCAUUGUGAACCUUCUCUUCAACGUUGUCUCCACCAACACGACCAUCUCAUUCCACGUGGUUCUGCCCACUGUGAGCCUAGUGUCCCUGUUGGCGGGUGUGGGGGGACACCUGUUGCUGUGGCUGGUGCUGUUGAGGAACCAGCGCAGUCGUUCUAAGCCCAGUUCAGUUCUGUUACUGAACCUGAGCCUGGCUGAUCUGGGCGCGCUGCUCACCCUGCCUUGUGUGCUGCUCAGUGCCAGUUUUCAGGACUGGCAGCUAGGGGGUGGUACUUGUGUGCUCCUGGGCUUCAUGACCUCAGUGACUGUUGGGGUGGAGAUCUUCAGUCUGGCUGUGCUGUCCGUGCUGCGCUACAGGAUUGUGGCGCCACUGACCAGUACACCUGCCAGCCUUGUGCAAGUACUGUGUGCUGUGGUUGCCAUUUGGCUGAUCUCCAUCACCAUGGCACUGCCCAAAGUCACCUACAUCAACUUUAAGGGCGGUUGCACGUGGUCAGUUGGUCGAGACGAGUGGCUGUUCUUCCUGGUUCCUGCCUUUCUGGUGUACUACGUGGCUCCUCUACUCUGCAUCACCAUUAACUGUGGGCUCAUCAUCUCCCAGCUCCACCGCUGCCGGGGUCCCAUAGCUUCUCACCGACGCAACAAAAAAGCUACUGCAUUGCUAAUUAGCUCGACACUAGUUUUUGCAGUUAGCUGGUUGCCUUAUUAUUCACUCGAGUUUGUUAAUGUACUAUCACCAUAUAUUAUCUCUGAGGGAUCUCCUGUUAGUUUACCGGGACUUUUCACUACUACUUCUAGCCCGCCAAAAGUCAAAGCAAGAGUUUCUAUACUUUGGGAAGUAGCAUCUCUCACUGCUAUUCUGUUAGUUUGCUUGGCGCCAUGUUGGAAUCCUCCGCUCUAUUUCCUGUUGUCAAGACCAGCUGUACGCCAACUCCAAGCGCUCCUGCCAACCUUUCUUACCAAGCAUUUUAAGAAACCGGUGCAGCACUGGCGUAUAGCUCCAGCUCCUCCCCCACAUGAGCCACGCCCCCUGCCCACGACCCAUUCAAUGCCACAGCAAGCGCUCACACAUCUGACUCAGUAAAGUGCCCACACGGUAAAACACUUUGUAAAAGAGACAUCCGCUCUCCUUUCAAAUAUGACUCACCAAAUCUUGAUCUGCAGUGCCAUGCAAAUGUCUUAGAGAAGUGGGAAGAUGCAGUUUAAUAGGCGUGUUUUCUUGGUUAAAUACAUACUUCAAAAAUCCUUGUUUUAGUGAAGCGUAUGAAGCAGGUUAAUAUUAGCUACCGAACACAAAAUCAUUAUGCUGUUUAUGGAUGCAGGGGUCAUUCUGCGCCACUGUCCUAUCCAGAACAUUGAGGAUAAAUGCCUUGGUGGAGGUCUAUAUUUCCCAGGAGCUCUGUAAGGUUCUGUGCUUUGAUAUACUCUGCUUAUAUUAUAUAUAGAUUUUCAGUUGUUUUUUGCCUAAUCGAAUAAUUGAAUCUUUCUCCAUUUAUUUAAAUGUGGCCUUGUUUGUGUGACUUCUUGUGUCUGAAUUUCAUCUUUGUGUAAACAAAUAACUUGGUUUUCUCUUUUUAAUAGUGGGCUUGCUGGAUGUUUAAUGCAGGGCACAGUUAGUUGUUUGCUGAGAUGGUUCUGUGGUCAUAACUACAUCCUCUGCUCCUGGCAACACAAUAUAACUCUCAUUCACAUACUGUAUAAUAGAGAAUCACAUAAACAAAAUACUCAACAUAGCAAUAAAACUCAAGCCAAUACCUCAGUUACCAUGUAGUUAUAUAACACAAACGUUUACAGGAAAAUGGGAUAUCAAAGUAUAUAUAUUUAUUCAAAAAUCCAGGUCAGUGAACAUAAAAACUCCCAGAUGGGACUAACCCUGUGAUCUGGUUAGCCCUUUUGGAGACAGAGAAGGUCGUGGUGACAGAAAUAACCCAUCAGCGCAAACAUAAAUCAAAGUCUCGAAGGAGCUUUUAAACUGCCCUUCCCCAUCUGCAAUAAAGCAGGCCUGAUUAAGCACCCAAUACUUUACACUGUACUUCCAGACCACCAAUAUACAUCUAACAUUAGCUGUGCAUCUCUGUAACCUCAUUACAAAGCCACAACCAUAUAACAUGGCCACAUUCCAGGAAGGUUCCUGAAGUUUGCUGUGAUGGUGUCAUACGAUCUGUGUAUUCAUUUACCAAAUAAGAGGGCUUGGUUUUAAAUGUGCACUGUGUGGAUUUUCUUGCCUGGCAUCCAGAAUACACACUUCUUCAAUACUUCACGAAGAUGUGUCUGGUGAAUCUCACGCAUGGUCAGUCUGUAUCAAAACAAAUAUUGCUGCACAAGGGAGAAAAAGAUAGGAAAAAAAUAUCACAAGGAAGGACACUGUAAAAUAAAUGAGCAAAGCAUUAAAGUUUGUUCAUCUGUAAUUUUGUUUGUAAAUGAUGUGUGCCCUUUUGUUUCACAUGCAUCAUUGAAACGCCACAUUUUAAUAAAAGUGCUCUCUGUUA